AUGGGUUGCUUUCGUUGCGCGGGGAAAUCCAGCAAAAAAUCUAACAACAACGUUAACCGCACUCAGAAGCGCAUUGCUGCUGUUGUCAAAGUUGAUUUGAAUGAUAAUGGUAAAAGAGAAGAUAAUAAUCGUAAGCCUGAUCAGCUAUCUCUAGACGUGAAGAAAUUGAAUUUAAAAGAGGUUUCUGAUGAAGGAAAAGUUAAAAGUUACCGGGCACAAACAUUUAUUUUUGAUGAGCUUGCAGCUGCAUCAAGGAAUUUUAGGUCAGAUUGCUUUCUGGGUGAAGGAGGGUUUGGCAAGGUUUAUAAGGGGCGCAUAGAGAAAAUAAAUCAGUUUGUGGCAAUAAAGCAGCUAGACCCUUAUGGGAAUCAAGGAAUUAGGGAAUUUGUUGUUGAAGUAUUGACAUUGAGUUUGGCAAAGCACCCUAAUUUGGUCAAGUUAAUUGGGUUUUGUGCUGAGGGAGAGCAGAGACUAUUGGUUUAUGAGUACAUGCCAUUGGGAUCUCUGGAGAAGCAUUUGCAGGAUCUUCCCCGUACUAGAAAACCACUUGAUUGGAAUACAAGAAUGAAAAUUGCGGCUGGUGCAGCUAGAGGUUUAGAGUAUUUGCAUGAUAAAAUGAAGCCUCCUGUCAUAUACCGUGACUUGAAGUGCUCCAAUAUUUUGUUAGGUGAGGGCUAUCAUCCCAAGUUAUCUGAUUUUGGCUUGGCAAAGGUAGGACCAAGUGGAGAUAAGACCCACGUGUCAACAAGAGUCAUGGGAACAUAUGGGUAUUGUGCUCCAGAUUAUGCAAUGACGGGUCAAUUGACGUUCAAAUCUGAUAUCUAUAGCUUUGGAGUUGUUCUUUUGGAGAUCAUCACGGGGAGGAAGGCCAUUGACAAUAAGAAACCUGCUAAAGAACAAAGUCUAGUUGCAUGGGCAAGACCUUUGUUCAAAGACCGAAAAAGAUUCUGUGAGAUGGUUGACCCGUUGCUUCUAGGUCAGUAUCCAGUAAGAGGUUUGUACCAAGCUCUUGCUAUUGCUGCCAUGUGUGUUCAAGAGCAAGCUAAUAUGCGGCCUGUCAUAGCUGAUGUGGUUACAGCUCUAAAUUACCUCGAAUCCCAGAAGUACGAUCCCCAAAUUCAUUCAAUUCAAAGCUCUACAAAAGGUUCCACUUCUUCAAGACCAAGAAGCAAUAAUCAUAGAGAAACUGUUUGUAGUGGUUAUGAUCCCAGAGCGAGAGAAGUCGGUUAUAUACCAAUUGUUAAUAAUGGCAAUAGUAGUGGUUCUGAGACAGAAAGCUCUAUAAAAGGUCUAUCUUCUCCAAGAGUGAGAAGUGAUGAUGGUCAUAGACAUUUUGUUAGUAAUGGUUCCGAGACAGACAGUUCUGGAGAUUAG
Molecule: messenger RNA, 1374 nt
Organism: Sphenostylis stenocarpa
Lineage: Eukaryota; Viridiplantae; Streptophyta; Magnoliopsida; Fabales; Fabaceae
Source: the annotation of a GenBank genome assembly